Molecule: messenger RNA, 2106 nt
Organism: Otolemur garnettii (small-eared galago)
Lineage: Eukaryota; Metazoa; Chordata; Mammalia; Primates; Galagidae
Gene: UBE2D2
Product: ubiquitin conjugating enzyme E2 D2
Exons: 6
Coding region: 33-482 (149 amino acids)
Biological process (GO): protein K48-linked ubiquitination; ubiquitin-dependent protein catabolic process
Cellular component (GO): nucleus
Molecular function (GO): ubiquitin conjugating enzyme activity
Source: RefSeq, a predicted model, not a curated record
GUAAAUUUUAUUAAUGGAUAAAAGUUACAUUUAUGUUAAAUGAAUUUCUUUUCUUCUUUCUUAAGGAGUUGAAUGACUUGGCACGGGAUCCCCCAGCACAGUGUUCUGCAGGUCCUGUUGGAGAUGAUAUGUUCCAUUGGCAAGCUACAAUAAUGGGGCCAAAUGAUAGUCCAUAUCAGGGUGGAGUAUUUUUCUUGACAAUUCAUUUCCCAACAGAUUACCCCUUCAAACCACCUAAGGUUGCAUUUACAACAAGAAUUCUUCUUAGAAUUUUCUCAUAUGCGUAUUUCUUCAGCCCUUUCCUUUUAUCCUCUACUAAUUUAUAUGUUUUGUUCAUUCUAGUACUCUUGUCCAUCUGUUCUCUGUUGUGUGAUCCUAAUCCAGAUGAUCCUUUAGUGCCUGAGAUUGCUCGGAUCUACAAAACAGAUAGAGAAAAGUACAACAGAAUAGCUCGGGAAUGGACUCAGAAGUAUGCGAUGUAAUUAAAGAAAUUAUUGGAUAACCUCUACAAAUAAAGAUAGGGGAACUCUGAAAGAGAAAAUCCUUUUGAUUUCCAUUUGACUGCUUUCUAUGAGCCCACGCCUCAUCUUCCCCUGUGCACAUGUUUACCUGAUACAGCAGUGCUGCGUGUUGUACAUACUUGGAACAACAAACUAGAAAUACUGUACUUCUGUACCAACAUUGCCUCCUAGCAGAGAAGUGUGUGUGUGUGACAAGCCAGUUCUCUCCAAGCGUAACCUAGGUGUGAAACUAAAAGCUUUCCUUAUUGACUUAAAUUUGGAUAACUGCAAGGUGUGAGGGGUGGUAGGUUUGGUGUGUGCUUGGACGGGGAAGAAAAGCUCCACUGACCUUUAUGAGAUUGUUUUUAAGUGGAAUCCAUUUAAACUCAAAACAGUUAUGAAAAGCAAGUUGAAGAACAUGAAGCUGUUUCUGUAUUCAUUUUAUUCCAAAGGACCUAUGUCUUAGGUGAAAGUUAUGUCCAACCAGAUUAAACUCUACCCACAUCCUGUAUUUUAAGGUCUAAGUUUAACCAGUCAAUAUUUAAAUGGAUUGGAGCUAUUAGUACAUAAAGUGUGAUGGGCAUUGUUCCCAACUCUUUUACAUCUCCCCACCCCCUCAACCUUCAGCCUUUCAGCCCCUCUUUCUCUCUUCCAUAUUCUUUGGUUUGUAUGUGGUUUCUCAGUUAAUACAUAGCUAAUAGCUCUUAUUUUUCUUAUGUUUUUAACUGCUUAGGUCUAUUUGGAUGUAAGGGUGAAAAUUCAUUUGAUGGAAAUACUUGUGUAUAUUUAAAGACCCAAUUGCUCCUCUGGAGCUUGUACGUUCAAGAAUGAUUAAUCUGUGUAAUAAACUGAUUACUACAGUCAUUACAUACAAUUUUGUGUGAAUAGGCUUUUUGAUUUUUAACAACUUUGUUUAGUCAAGAUUAGUGUUUGAUUUUUCCUCACCCCUUUAUGUUCAUUUAUACUGGUUGCAUUUCAAAACCGUGAAACAAUUCCAGUUUUAAAAAGGAUAUCUUGAGAGUAAUUUUAUUGAACAAGAUAGGGGCAUCAGCUUGAAAACAUUUUUAUGAAACAUACACAUGCAGAAUCCCAGGAACAUGACUGUUAAACUGAAUAAGAAAUUUGCUUUAUUAAUGAAACUAAGCUGCAUUUCACCAAAAGCUUGUGACAUUCGCUUGGUACAUAGGACAUAAAACAAAAAAGCAUUGCUAUUUGGUAAGUUAAGCCUCUAUGAUUGUAAUUAUAAAAAAGCAACAUUGACCAAAUCUAGAAAACAUGAGCACAAUCUUGUUUUGAAGAGUCUACAUAAUUACUUUGCACUAACAUUUGAAGAAUUUUAAAUUGUACUAUAUGUGGCUUUUUCAAAGUCUUCCCUUGACUCUAGUAAAAUGUAGUUUGAAACUUGUAAACAACUGUGUUUACCAAAAACAUUGAUGUGAACUAGGCAAGUUAUUUUUUUUCCUCACUUCUUUUCCUAAUCUAAUUGUAAACCAGGCCAACCAGAAGGCCAUGGCUAAUGCUCUCUAGCCAUAAGUUUCUUUCAAAUGCAUCUUUACACUCUUGCACAAAAAUUGAGGAAUAAAUGUCCAUUGCUUUUGGUUUUAAA